GAAGGGGAAGGUCCCAGCGGUGGCUGAUUCAGGUCCCGGGGUCUGCACACUGGUCGCCUCAGGGUGGGGGAGGGCGCCCGGAGCGCGUGAAGAGGGUGUGUGGGAUGACUGGCCGAUACCAGAGGGGUCCUGAGCGUGUCCCCAAGGGUCCUCGGAGUGUCAGGGGCCCCUCGGGGCGAGUCAGUCCUCUCCCUCCUUGGCUUUAGGUGAACCUCCGCCCCCCCCCCCCUCCGGGCCGCACGAGGCCAGCGAUCAGGGGGUAAGCGGAGUCCGCACGGGACCAGGGGGCACCUCCCGGUUCCCCGAGACACCUGCCUCGCCCUGACCCCCAGUGCCCUGAUCGCGCACAACCGUCCGUUCAGCUACAGGCCCAUCGGCCUGGGUUGUUCAAUUGUAAAAGAUGUUGUGCUUUAGAAACCACCCCGGGACUGACGCGGUGGUGCGCAGACAUUCCCUAGUCACUCCGAGUGUUGCGUCGUUUUUGUCCAGGGAAUAUAUGUAGUGGGUGCUUUGUACUGACGGAAGUGGAGUGUUCACCUGCCCCCUUACCUGCCUCAGGUGUGCACCUGGCUGGGCGGUCCCUGCCCUGAGAGGCGGGGCCGAGCAGAGAUCGCCCUUCCUCUUCCUGGGCAGGUGACUGCAGCUCGAGGGGCUCGGCGAGGACCAGGCUCGGGGGUCACAAUGAAUAAUCCCAUACCUUCCAAUUUGAAAUCAGAAGCAAAAAAGGCGGCUAAGAUUCUAAGGGAAUUCACAGAAAUAACUUCCAGAAAUGGACCUGAUAAGAUCAUUCCUGCCCAUGUCAUUGCUAAAGCCAAGGGCCUUGCGAUUUUGUCUGUGAUAAAAGCUGGAUUUCUGGUGACUGCUAGAGGAGGCAGCGGGGUCGUGCUGGCACGUCUUCCCGACGGAAAAUGGUCUGCACCUUCAGCCAUUGGCAUAGCUGGGCUUGGUGGAGGAUUUGAAAUAGGAAUUGAGGUAUCAGAUUUGGUAAUAAUUUUGAAUUAUGACAGAGCAGUAGAAGCUUUUGCAAAAGGUGGUAACCUGACACUUGGAGGAAAUUUCACCGUGGCGGUUGGGCCCCUGGGAAGGAAUUUGGAAGGAAAUGUCGCCCUGCGGAGCUCGGCCGCCGUGUUUACCUACUGCAAGUCCAGAGGACUCUUCGCCGGCGUUUCCUUAGAAGGCAGUUGUUUGAUUGAAAGGAAGGAAACUAAUCGAAAAUUUUAUUGUCAAGACAUCCGAGCUUAUGACAUUUUAUUUGGAGAUAUACCACAGCCUGCUCAAGCAGAAGAUCUUUAUGAAAUUCUUGAUUCCUUUACUGAAAAAUAUGAAAAUGAAGGACAACGAAUCAAUGCAAGAAAAGCAGCGAAGGAACUGAGGAAGUCUGCUGCUAAAGAAUUACCUCUGAAACCAUCAUCUAGACCACAGCAAUCAUCUGCACAAGUCCUGCCAAACUCUGGCUCCCAAAGCAAUUUGAAUCAACCCAUAGAAGUGACAGCACUGUAUUCUUUUGAAGGACAGCAGCCGGGGGAUUUGAACUUUCAAGCUGGAGACAGAAUCACGGUUCUAGCAAAAACAGAGUCUCAUUUUGAUUGGUGGGAAGGAGAGCUUCGAGGUCAAACUGGCAUUUUUCCAGCCAACUAUGUUACCAUGAACUAGAGUUUAUGUUGUUUUCUUCUUCGAGAAUUAUAAAACAUUUAUUUCUACACUAACACUUAACUGGAUUAACUAUCCAGUUAAGCAAUGUUUAAUGUCAGUUUAAAAAUAUUUCUCUUUAUUCCAUAAACUUUUAUCCAGUAUAUAAAAGAUUAUUUUCUAUCAAUAAGUGGUUAACGUAUAUAUCUUUAAAUACUUUGUACUCAUUUUCUCACAUAUGCUAUUUAAGAGUUAAUAUCAUCCAGUUCACCUGAUCACACCCCUUUAAUGUUAGAUUUCAAACAUCACUAAACAUGGAGAACUAAGUAUGUGGGAAUUGCCUAUUGGAAUUUGAGAAUCUUAAGGGUAGGGGCAUGAAUACCAAUUCAUGUAUUUGCAAAGUGACUAGAGAAGAGAAAUCAGCUUAAUGAUUCUUGUUGUAGGUAUGAACUAGAUAUAUGAAUCCUUUAAAAUAGUCUUUAUUUCUUCAAAAAUUGCUUGUAUGUUUAUUGAUAGCAGAAAGCUGCUAUUGUAAAGAAGUCCAGCUGUUCUGCGUUCCACAAAGAUGAUGUUAACUUUUCUUCUGUAUGAGGUUGUUUGUGCACUUCUAGAAGGAUCGACUUAUGUUGACAUGGCCCAGUUGUUCCUAAAUAAAUGUUUUUUACAUGAUAAGUCAA
Suricata suricatta (meerkat) is the source of this 2306-nucleotide messenger RNA. It is a transcript of the gene SH3YL1, whose product is annotated as SH3 and SYLF domain containing 1. The transcript is spliced from 9 exons. The coding region runs from base 682 to 1653 and encodes 323 amino acids. Gene Ontology annotation, cellular component: ruffle membrane. The record is from RefSeq and is a predicted model, not a curated record. Lineage: Eukaryota; Metazoa; Chordata; Mammalia; Carnivora; Herpestidae. Gene Ontology annotation, molecular function: protein binding; phosphatidylinositol binding.